Dictyostelium purpureum is the source of this 1164-nucleotide messenger RNA. RefSeq lists its product as uncharacterized. The transcript has 2 exons. The record is from RefSeq and is a predicted model, not a curated record. NCBI's taxonomy places the organism in Eukaryota, Evosea, Eumycetozoa, Dictyosteliales, Dictyosteliaceae. Bases 1 to 1164 code for a protein of 387 amino acids.
AUGGACUUGGAUAUAUACAACAAUGAUGAAAGAGGUUUUUUAUAUAUUUUUAGAAAUAUAUAUUUAAAAAAAGAGAUUUUAAAACAUUUAAAUUUAUUUAAACAAAAUUAUAAAGUUUCUUUUAAAUCUUUUAAAGAAUUUAAAAACUAUAAAUAUAAAGAUUAUAUAAUAGAUUUGGAAUGUGAUUUCUAUGAAGGUAUAUCAAGAAUAGAGGACUAUCCAGCAUUUGUCGAGAAUUUAACAUUUGGCGAAAGAUUCAAUAAACAAUUGAAUGAAGGUGAUUUACCCACAACAUUAAAGUCUCUAACAUUUAAGAACUUUUACAAUGAACCUAUAUCCAAAGGGGUAAUUCCUCCAAGCGUCGAGAAUUUGUCUUUUGGUGAUUUAUUCAACCAAUCUCUUGAUGAUGCAUUUGGUUAUAUGUUUAAUUACCCUGUUGGUAAUGGUUUAAUUAGUUUACCAAAUUUAAAAAAACUCUAUUUUGGUUACAACUUUAAUCAAAAACUUACCAUUGGUGAUAUUCCAUCAAGUUGCAAAGAUAUUAAAAUGGGUGCUAAAUACAAUCAUCCAUUAUCUUCAGGUAUUAUUCCACACGGAGUAGAGAUUUUAUUCUUUGGGAGUGAUUUUAACCAAGAGAUUCUUGAGGGCCAUAUACCCAGUACCGUAAAAAUUCUUAAGCUUGGUAAUAGCUUCAAUCACCCUUUAUCCACCAACUGUAUUCCUACAGGAUGUGAAACAGUUAUUCUAUCCAACGAUUUUAACCAUCCUAUAAAAAAAUCCGAUAUACCAUCAACCUGUACAUCAUUAGUUUUUGGGAAAAGUUUUAAUCAAAUUAUAAAAAAAAAUAGCUUACCAUCUGGAAUACAGAAUCUUACUUUUGGUCACAACUUUAAUAAAAAAAUUGAAAUGGGAGCUCUUCCUUCUAAACUAAAAUCUAUAAAGUUUGGGUUCAAAUAUAACCUUCCUCUUACACAUAACCUAAUUCCACCCAGUGUUACAUCGAUCGAAUUUGGUUUUUCUUUUAAACAAAUUCUUGCUGACGGAGAUAUUCCAAAUUCUAUAAAAGAGAUAACCUUCUAUAAUGAAAAAACCAAUUUUGACCUAUCCUCAAUCCCCUAUUCUACAAAAAUAUAUGUUGGUUGUUUGAAAAAGAUUAUAAAUUAA